UACCUCAGUGUUUUACAUCAAGCAAGAAGAGACUCCUGAUUACAUUGCCUGCAAAGCCAGAACUAUGGUUUUUCAUAAUAAAGUAGCGGUUUUUCUUGUUCUUCUUGCCUGGGCAACAACAGAAUUUGCCUGGAACGCAAAUGCACAUCAUGGUUGGCAUAACUGGUCGAGAUUUGGCGUUCACAGCUACAAAUAUAUCGGAAUCAGGAUGGACUGGGCUUCUGCUGAGCAAUACUGUCUGAAUCUUGGUGCAAACUUGGUCUCAAUACAUAGCGAGGCUGAAUAUCGGCAUGUCAAGUCUGUUAUCCGUGCUAAAGACCCCAGUGAGGGUGCAACAUGGAUUGGCCUUUCUUGCUGUGCGAAGAUACGGCACUGGCUUUGGUCUGAUGGCACCAAAGUGACUUACACCAAAUGGAAUCCGACUGAACCAAAUUAUCUGCCUAGAGAGUGCUGUGCGCAUAUGAACUGGAGUGUAUGGAAGAACUGGAAUGACAUUCCAUGUGACCAUCAAUAUCCCUUUGUUUGUGUCAAGAAAAGAGUCUAAAAUGCUCCCAGCCUCACUACGCCAACUAUAUUACAAUGUUGGAACUGUGGCAAACUGUGGCCCUUAUUUUAGCAAAUUAAAAAUAAAAUAAAAACAAACAAACAAAACAAUUA
This is a messenger RNA of Silurus meridionalis, 657 nucleotides long. RefSeq names its product ladderlectin-like. Gene Ontology annotation, molecular function: signaling receptor activity. The coding region runs from base 65 to 544 and encodes 159 amino acids. The transcript has 5 exons. The record is from RefSeq and is a predicted model, not a curated record. Lineage: Eukaryota; Metazoa; Chordata; Actinopteri; Siluriformes; Siluridae.